GACUUUCAACCUCUGGACUUUUGUAUGGACAAUUCAAAGGGUAGUUUAUUUUGGCAUGUUCAUAUCAGAUGAAUACCGGGAGAUCGCAGACAAACUGCGCCAGCUUCUUCAUACCAUCAGAGGAGCGGUGACAGAGAGGACGCGAUUCCUGCUUCUUCAUUUUCCCUCUUCUUAAAGGUGAAAUACAGGACCUGCAGUAUCAGAUCUGAGAUCUUCAAGCUCUACAGAUUCUUUCUGUCAUUGUGAAGAAACAUCUUGAAGAAUGAGAAGCCUGAUGUUUCUGCUCGUCCUGGUGAUCUUCUGCUCUCUACAGAUGACUUCAAGCGCUCCCAAUCCAACUUAUGCAGCAAAUCCAAAGUGCUGUAUGAAGUUCACUAAAGUGAAGAUUCCUGUGAGACAGGUGAAGUCUUACUACUGGAGCAGCAAAUGCAAACAUGCUAUUGUGUUUCAGACGAUUAAAGGGAGAGAGUUCUGUGUAGAUGCAGAGACCACAUGGGUGAAAAGACAUGUUGCUAAAAUGGACCAGAGAACAAAUUCUAAAACAAGCUACACUAUUUCUUUAACUCUGUAUUUCAUAUUGUUUAUUGUGCUGAUGGGUAUAUAGAACUAUUUUAUUCACAGAGUAAUUUAUAUGAUUGGGUUCAGUUGUUUUAAUAAUAAAAUAUAAAUGAUAAUUUUUA
Megalobrama amblycephala (Wuchang bream) is the source of this 680-nucleotide messenger RNA. Its product is annotated as monocyte chemotactic protein 1B-like. Gene Ontology annotation, biological process: cellular response to tumor necrosis factor; cellular response to interleukin-1; neutrophil chemotaxis. Lineage: Eukaryota; Metazoa; Chordata; Actinopteri; Cypriniformes; Xenocyprididae. The transcript is spliced from 4 exons. Gene Ontology annotation, cellular component: extracellular region. Bases 263 to 604 code for a protein of 113 amino acids. Gene Ontology annotation, molecular function: chemokine activity; CCR chemokine receptor binding. The record is from RefSeq and is a predicted model, not a curated record.